AUGGGAAAAAGAAUAACAUGUAAUAAGGUUUCUUAUAUAAGAAGUUCCAGGGGAGUUUAUAUCGGCAAAAUAGAAAAUGGACAAAAGAAUGGAUGGGGUUUACAAAUAAAUAAUAACGGAAAUAAAUAUGAAGGUUUAUUUAAAAAUGAUGAAAAAUAUUUAUUUGGGUUAGAAUUAUUAUGUUGUUUAUGUGGUCAUACGUAUAGGAAUAAAGUUGAAAAUGGAAUGUAUGGAAAAGAUAAAAUUCAUUAUAAGGAUGUAAAUAAUAGUAAUGCUUACUAUAAUAUUAAUAAUAACAAUAUUAAUUGUGAUGAUCAAUUAAACUUCCAUUGUAGUAGUGAAAACGAAUUUGUCAAAGGAAAUAUCUGCAUCCAUGAAAAUAGAUAUAUUUAUAUAGGUAGUUAUAAAAAAGGGAAAAAACACGGGAAAGGUAUUUUAAUUAAUUAUAACAAUUACUUUAUAUAUAGUUGUAUAUUUUAUAAAAACAAAAUUAUAUACGUCGACGUUUUAUUUUCAAAUGAUAAAAAAUAUAUGAACAUGAAAAAUAUAGACAUUAAACAUUAUUAUAAUAUACAUAAUAAAAAAAAAAUUUAUUUAUUUUUACAAAAAGAAUAUAAAAACAAACUUUUGGAAUUUAUAAAUUUUUAUAAUCAUAUAACACACAAAAUGAAAAAGAAACAAGAAAAUGUUCAUGACAAAAUCACUUUUUUAAAAUGUCUAAAGGAACUUUUUUUCGUCACACAUACAAAUAGGAAAAACACUCAAAUAGAGGAUAUAAUACAUACUUAUAAAAAUUAUAGUAUUAAUAGAAAUAAUAAUAUAUAUAAUAUUUUCAAGGAAGAAUUACAUAAAAUAGAACAGGCGGGAAAUAAAACACAACAUGAAAACGGACACAUGAAAACAAUUUGUAGACAUGAAGGACAUGAAAAUAUGAUAAUUUAUAACAAAAGGAAAGAAAAUAAUAAGCAUACAUCUACAAGCAGUGGUGAAAAAAAAAAUAAGCAUACAUCUACAAGCAGUGAUGAAAAAAAAAAUAAACAUACAUCUAUAAGCAGUGAUGAAAAAAAAAACAAAAAUACAUCUACCAACAGUGAUGAAAAAAAAAACAAAAAUACAUCUACCAGAAGUGAUGAAAAAAAAAAUGGCUAUUUAUUUGUUUCAGAUGAAAUAAAAACAAAAUAUAAUAUGAUAGAAAAUAUGAAAAAAAAAGAAGAACAUUAUACAAUGAUUAAUAAUAACAAAAAGAAAGAAUAUUUUUACAACUUAAAAAGUAUGAUUUAUGAAGAAGUAGAGUUUUCUCAUAAUAAUUCAAUCUAUGAUUAUGAAAAUAAAGAAAAGAACAGGAAUAUUGAAAUACCUUUUUUUUUAAAAAGACGAAAAAAACAUAAUGAUAUUGAAGAAUUUGUAUUAUUUAAAAAUGCAUAUAACAAAUGUUAUAAUUUAGAAAGUGGUAAGGAUGAUAUUAUUUAUAACUAUCAAAAGGAUAAAAUAAAAAAAGAUAAAUUAAAAGUACCAUUUUUUUUUAAAGAAAAAGGUAUAUAUAAAUUUUUUAAUAACAGUACUGAAAAGAAGGAAGAUGAAAAUAUUAUUAUACACAAAAAAAAUGAUGAAAUUAUUUAUACUGAUAAGAUAAUUAAUCAUAUAAGAACAAAUGAUAUGCCAUAUAAUAUCAUACCAAACAAAAGAGAAACGAUUGUAGAUGAUAUAAAUAGUUGUAGUAAUACUUUUUCCACUAAAAGUAAUACAGACAACGCGAAUUCUUAUCAUAUGAAUAUAUAUAGUGGUAGUAAUAAUUUUUAUGAAAAUAAAAAGAAAAAGAUUAAAAAAAGGGAUAAUAGUGAAUAUUCUUCUACAAUUAAAAAUAAAAAGAAGUUAUAUAAUGAUAAGCUAUGUAAUAAUACAUGUGUGUGUAUAAAAUCGAAAAGAACGUGCUCCUCUUUUAAAAUAAAUAAACAUGAAAAAAAAAUAAAGGAAAACUUCAAAUGUAACAUACAUAAAAAAUUAAAACAACGUGAUAAGAACUUGUUAUUUAAUAAUUACAUUUUUAAUGAUAAUUUUUUGGAUAAUGUAUUUGUUUUAAAACCUCCUAUGGAUGAAGAGGGUGAAAAAAAAAAUUAUGACAAGUUAAAACAUGAUACAUUUCCAUUAUUUUUAAGAAAUAAAGAAAAAAAAAAAAAAAAAAAAAAAAAAUUAUUUCAAGCUCAGAAUUAUAUAUACUGGAACAUUUAUGAAUUAAAUUUAUUUUUUUUUUUGGUAGGGAUACCAAAAGAAAUAUUAGAGAUUUUUAUCAAUCAUCGUUUGGAUGGUUAUUGUUUAAAAUAUAUUGAUAAGAAGUUAUUAAAAGAAAUGAAAAUAGAAAAUAAAAUAAUGAGAAAAUAUAUAUAUUUGUGUGUACAAUAUUUAUUAAGAUUAAGAGAAAAAUAUAAAUAUAAGAAGAAAAGUAAUAAUAUAUUAAAUGAAAAAAUAAAUGAACAUUUUAUUUUAAAGAAAAACCAAUUACAUAUUUUAAAUUUAAUAGGUAGAGGAGGUUAUAGUAAUGUAUAUAGAUGUAUAUAUGGUAAUAAAAAUAUAUUAAGAAUAAAUAAAGUUUUUGAUAUACAUUAUAGUAUUAAUAAUACAGCAUUAAAAAUAUUUUUAAAUAAAAAAAAAAAUAUAUUAGAAUAUUUUACAGAAUUAUUUAUUGUAUCUAAUUUAAGACAUCCAAAUGUAACAUUAUUUUUAGGAGCUUUAAAUAAUCCAAGAGCUAUAUUAUUAGAAUAUGUUCAAUAUGGAACUUUAUUUGAUAUCUUACAUAGAUAUAAAGUAAAUAUUAAAUUACAAGAUAUAAUUAAAAUAUCUAAAGAUAUAAUAGCAUUUAUGUCCUUUCUGCAUAAUAAAGGUAUUAUGCAUUGUGAUUUAAAAUCUUCAAACAUUUUAAUGUCUAUAACAAGAGAUAUUAAAAUAUGUGACUUUGGAUUAUCUGUAUUUAAUAAAUAUAACAAGCCUAAAUAUCUAGGUAUUGUAGGUACAUAUCAUUGGACAGCCCCUGAAGUAUUAAGAAGUGAAGGAUAUACAAAAGAAGCUGAUAUAUAUUCUUUUGGAGUCAUUUUAUGGGAAAUGAUUCAUAGAAAAAUUCCUUUUAGUGAGAUAAAAAACCCUUUAGAUAUUAUUGCUCAUGUUGGAUAUGCUAAUAAAAAAUUAAUUGUAACAGAUAAAAAUAUCCCAGACCAGUUAAGAUAUAUAUUGCAUUCAUGUUUACAUAAAAAUAGGCAUAAGCGAAAAUCUUUUUUAUUCUGGUCUGAAUAUUUUGAUUUGUUGUAUAAUGUUACAGAUAUCCCAAAGGAGGAUUACACCAGUUUUUUUUUUGACUAG
This is a messenger RNA of Plasmodium gaboni, 3351 nucleotides long. Its product is annotated as putative tyrosine kinase-like protein. Gene Ontology annotation, molecular function: ATP binding; protein kinase activity. Bases 1 to 3351 code for a protein of 1116 amino acids. NCBI's taxonomy places the organism in Eukaryota, Apicomplexa, Aconoidasida, Haemosporida, Plasmodiidae. Gene Ontology annotation, biological process: protein phosphorylation. The record is from RefSeq and is a predicted model, not a curated record. The transcript has a single exon.